UUAGUUCGAUUUCGUGUGCGGACGUCGACUGACAGACGGCUCCAAGAAUUUAGCCGGGAAAUCGGGGAAAAUCAAAAAACAAAACUGAGGGAAAAUUGGCAACGCGUGUUUACAUUUUUAUUUCCUACGUGCUGAGACCCAAAUAAAUAUAAAAUAAAAGUCAUUUAUAUAGUUGAAAACACACAUUUAUUUAUAUUCAAAAUAUAUACUAUAUUUGCUUAUACAAAACAUACAGUUUUGUAUGUUCAAACCUCGUGCGGAUCGUUUCAAUUGCGCCGAGCAGAGCUAUAAAUAAGCCCGCCACUUGAAUUAUUUUCCAUAAAACCAUCAAAUACAACAAAUUCCAAUCACCAGCGAGAAAGGUGGCAAACCGAUUUUCCUCCCAUCAACAAUGCAGCAUUAUUUACUUUUGUUUGGCGCGCUCAUCUCGCUACUGGCCUCAGCUUACGCCAUCAAGUGCUAUGCCUGCGAAUCCGUCUACGAGGCUAGUUGCGGCGACGACUUCGAAGUCGAGAACCAUUUUAAAUACGACUGCGCCUUCAUUGCUCCUCCGCGAUUCCUGGAGAACGAUCUGCUCAGCGUGAAUGCCACGGCCUGUUUGAAACGGGUAUUCAAGGAAAACGGCGUGCGUAAGAUCGUCAGAGGCUGCUACUUCGGCGAGGUAAAUGCCACCGAUGUGUGGUGCAAAAUGGACCCCACCCUGUCGGCGGUGCAGAACUCAAGUUGUCAUGUGUGCGACAGCGAGAACUACUGCAACGGAUCGGAAAAUCAUCCAGUGGAUAAAUGGAAAAUCUUCGGCAGUCUGGUCUUGUUUCUCUUGGCAACUCAACUACUCUGAGGCGACAGGAGACGAAGUGGAAAUGUGGAAAUGUGGAGCGUGAAAUGAACAUUAAAAGGCACAGUAGCUUAAGUAAACCUAGUUCAAUUUAGAUGUAUUCCCAAGGCCCAGGACUAUCAAUUAGUAAAGCCCACAUUAGUAGAGCACACCAUCCACAAAACCGUUUAGCCAAAUCUGCCCGGCCCACUGUAUUAAUGGCUAAUCAACGCCGAACAUGGCGUAUGAGCAACAUCAGCACACCGAAAUGAGCCGAAAAGCUGGCAAACAAAUUUCGAACGAUCCAAAUACAAACUAAUAAAAACUAAUUUUACAC
Molecule: messenger RNA, 1151 nt
Organism: Drosophila melanogaster (fruit fly)
Lineage: Eukaryota; Metazoa; Arthropoda; Insecta; Diptera; Drosophilidae
Exons: 3
Coding region: 392-838 (148 amino acids)
Biological process (GO): sleep; regulation of synaptic transmission, cholinergic
Cellular component (GO): membrane
Source: RefSeq, marked reviewed